AUGAACGGCCUCGAUUGUGAUCCAAAAUCGGUUGUUCUUGGUGGAAUCAAGGAAAAUGUACAAAACAAUCCUAAAUGUCGACUGAAACUGCCAAAUGGUGAUAGUUUGGAAAAAAGCCUAUGUGAACUUUUGAUCGUUCAAAUACUUUGUGGUAAGAAGCCUAAAUCAUUUGUGAAAGAAGCUUGGAUUGAAGUAAAAGAUGAAUUCAACAAGAAAAAUGGACAGAGUUUUACUAUGGAUCAAAUUAAGAAUAGGUAUAAUGUGUUGAGGGUUAGACACAAUGACAUGAAGAAACUUAUGUCCCUUAGUGGCUUUGAAUGGGAUUCAGAAGAUAAAAAGAUUAUAGUUGACGAUGAAGGAGUGUGGGAUGCAUAUCUUGGGGAAAACCCGGAUAAAAAAAAGUAUAAGACAAAUGGCUGCCCUAUCUAUGAAGAGUUGUGUACCAUUUUUGGCGGUUCAACUGCAACUGGUUCUAAUGCAUAUGUUCUGAUUAAUGCACUUGCUCUUUCCUUUGAAUUCUGGUUGUAUAUGAGGCAUGAGAACUAG
This is a messenger RNA of Papaver somniferum (opium poppy), 546 nucleotides long. RefSeq lists its product as uncharacterized. The transcript has 3 exons. The coding region runs from base 1 to 546 and encodes 181 amino acids. The record is from RefSeq and is a predicted model, not a curated record. NCBI's taxonomy places the organism in Eukaryota, Viridiplantae, Streptophyta, Magnoliopsida, Ranunculales, Papaveraceae.